Messenger RNA from Gossypium arboreum, 3185 nucleotides. Its product is annotated as CRM-domain containing factor CFM3, chloroplastic/mitochondrial. Bases 143 to 2710 code for a protein of 855 amino acids. Gene Ontology annotation, molecular function: mRNA binding. The transcript is spliced from 10 exons. NCBI's taxonomy places the organism in Eukaryota, Viridiplantae, Streptophyta, Magnoliopsida, Malvales, Malvaceae. Gene Ontology annotation, biological process: RNA splicing, via transesterification reactions. The record is from RefSeq and is a predicted model, not a curated record.
AUCCAUUACCAAAAAUAUCAAUUUUUUCUCUUUUAAAAUCCAAAAUAAAAGAUCUUAUCUCUUCUCCCUCAGUUCACUGUCACUUAACCAAAGCUACAACAAUGGCAGCAAAUCCUCAAUAACAAAAAAGAAAAAGAGAGUAAUGGCCAUUACUACAACAAGAUUGACGGAAAUGCCCCUCAGAACCCCACUCCCUUUCUCAUCCAAUUCCUAUUCUUCUUCUCUCAACCUUUUCUUCUCACUUCCAAAGCCUUCAUUUCGUUUCCUCACUGCUUCCUCUUCUCUCCGCUCCGGAAUUAAUCCGGGUUCCAUUUCGAACCGCUAUUCUCACCCGUGGUAUCAUCGCCUAUCCACCGGCGCCUCUUGUUCUUCUUCUUCUUCCCUUCAAGCUUGGUCUUCUCCUUCUGAAAAAGUCAUCCAAUCGGACGGUAACGGUAAGGUGGACUCUGAAACUCGGUAUCUCAAUAAAGGGCAAAGCGCUAUAGACAGAAUUGUUCUCAGGUUACGGAACUUAGGGUUAGGAUCAGAUGACGAAGACGAAGAAGAUGACGGAACUGACGAUUAUAAUUCGACGCCGGUGAUUGGAGAAGAGAGGUUAGGUGAUUUGUUGAAGAGAGAAUGGGUUCGGCCUGAUACGAGGCUGAUAGAGAAAGAAAAAGAAGAAGCUGUGCUGCCGUGGGAGCGAGAGGAGGCGGUGGUGGAGGUGGUGGUGAAGGAGGGAGGUCUACUAAAAAAGAGGACAGUCAAGGCGCCAACAUUGGCUGAGCUGACAAUUGAGGAUGAGGAGCUUAGGAGGUUGAGGAGGAUGGGGAUGCAUUUAAGGGAAAGAAUCAAUGUACCCAAGGCGGGGAUUACGAAGGUGGUUCUUGAAAAGAUUCAUGAUAAGUGGAGAAAGGAGGAGCUAGUUAGGCUUAAGUUUCAUGAAUUUCUCUCCGUCGAUAUGAGGACUGCUCAUGAGAUUGUUGAGCGUCGUACAGGAGGGUUAGUUAUAUGGAGAUCUGGAAGUGUUAUGGUGGUCUAUCGUGGGAGUAACUACGAAGGUCCUUCUAAAUCCCAAUCCGGAGAAGGAGAAGCUCUUUUUAUCCCAGAUGUUUCUUCUGCUGGCAAAAGAGAAAGUGAAACAGGCUCAGCUUCAACCUCAGAAAAAUCUGAUAAAGUUGUGGUGAAGCCAGAACGUAGUGAAAGCAUGACUGAGGAGGAAGCUGAGUAUAACAGCCUACUAGAUGGUCUAGGACCUCGAUUUGUUGAGUGGUGGGGCACAGGAAUACUUCCAGUUGAUGCUGAUUUACUUCCUCCAAAGAUACCUGGUUAUAAAACACCUUUCAGGCUUCUUCCUGCUGGAAUGAGACCACGGCUGACCAAUGCAGAGAUGACAAAUUUACGGAAAAUUGCUAAAUCACUUCCUUGUCAUUUUGCCCUAGGGAGGAAUAGAAACCACCAGGGAUUGGCAGCAGCAAUAAUUAAACUUUGGGAGAAAAGCCUCGUUGCAAAGAUUGCUGUAAAACGAGGUAUUCAGAAUACAAAUAACAAGCUUAUGGCUGAGGAGCUAAAGAACUUAACUGGAGGUGUCUUGCUGCUUAGAAACAAGUAUUUUAUUGUUAUAUACCGCGGAAAAGAUUUCCUUCCAACAAAUGUUGCAGCUGCUCUGGCAGAAAGACAAGAUUUGACAAAACAGAUACAAGAUGCUGAAGAGAAACUCCGGAUCAAAGCAGUUGAGCCAGCUCAAUCAGGUGAAGACAAAGGACAGGCACCAGCUGGUACUUUGGCUGAGUUUUAUGAGGCUCAAGCCCGCUGGGGAAGAGAUAUAUCUGCUGAAGAACGUGAAAAGAUGAUUGAAGAAGCUUCCAAAGCUAAGCAUGCUAAACUCAUAAAACGCGUGGAACAUAAGUUAGCUAUUGCCCAAGCCAAAAAGCUUAGAGCAGAGAGACUACUAGCUAAAAUAGAAGCCUCCAUGAUCCCUGCUGCUCCUGAUUAUGACCAAGAAACAAUCACUGAUGAGGAACGGGUUAUGUUUCGCAGAGUUGGUUUAAGAAUGAAACCGUACUUACCUCUUGGUGUUCGUGGUGUUUUCGAUGGUGUCAUUGAAAAUAUGCAUCUGCAUUGGAAGCACCGAGAACUUGUGAAGCUAAUAUCCAAACAAAAGGUCCUUGCAUUUGUUGAAGAUUCAGCAAGGUUAUUGGAGUAUGAAAGUGGUGGGAUACUGGUGGCAAUAGAAAGGGUCCCCAAAGGAUAUGCUCUUAUCUACUAUCGUGGAAAAAAUUACCGUCGACCCAUUAGCAUAAGGCCAAGAAACCUUCUAACAAAGGCAAAGGCAUUGAAGCGCUCAGUUGCAAUGCAACGCCAUGAGGCUCUAAGUCAGCAUAUUUCUAAAUUGGAGAAUACCAUUGAGCAAAUGAAAAAGGAAAUUGGUGCUUCGGAAGAUGGUGAUGAUGAUAAUAAUAGGGGCUCAGGCGAGCAUGGCCAGUUUGAUCCCGUCUCGGAACUCUCCGAAAGUGAGGAUGAAGAAAACAUAGCAUCUGACACUGAUGAUGAAUACAAAAAUGAGUUUGAUGACUAUGAAGAUGAUAGCGAAUUCGUUGACGACCAUGAUGAAGGUGAUAGCGAAUUUGUUGAUGACGACGAUGAAGAUGAGGCUGACAACAGUGAGUGGGAAGAUGAAGAAUCUUUACAAUCAAACAUUAAAAAAUCCAAUUUACGCAGCCAUCGUUGAUCAAGUUUCUGAAAAUUUUGGAGUUAACAGUUUCUCAUGUUCGCCAUAGCCCCUUGAGGUAUGUGAAGUCUCAGGCCGUGACAUGCGCAUAUUUUUACCAGCGAGUAUUUUAUACAUCAUGACUGAAUUGGGGAAGGGCUUACAUGUAUCAAGUGUCAUGGACUACCAUCAAAGGUUUUGAUGCUUGAGUAUGUGAAACAAGGUGGUUCAAUCUGGGUAGUUGUGCCAUACCAUUUUUGUAAUGUAUUUCGUUUCUCAAUUAAGGUUGGGGUACAUUUGAGAACUUGAAUUUCAAAAAUUAGUGUAACUUGUUUAAUAAAAAUACAUGUAAAUGUUGAUUAUUUUUUAGAUGUAAUGAUGUGUCUGAUUUUUUUUUUUUUCGAGUUUAAAUACUUAUUAUGAAUUUUGAAAUGUAUAUUUUAUACCUUUGAAGUAUAUAAUUGUAUUGAACCUUAACUAGCAUAUACACAAUAAA